AUGGCGGCCCACAAGCCGGUGGAAUGGGUGCAGGCCGUGGUGAACCGCUUCGAUGAGCAGCUUCCCAUAAAGGCUGGCCAGCAGAACACCCACACCAAAGUCAGCACGGAGCACAACAAGGAAUGUCUCAUCAACAUUUCCAAGUACAAGUUCUCCCUGGUCAUCAGUGGCCUCACUAAUAUCUUAAAAAAUGUUAAUAACAUGAGAAUAUUUGGAGAAACUGCUGAAAAGAAUUUGUACCUAUCUCAGCUGAUUAUCUUGGAUACACUGGAAAAAUGCCUGGCAGGGCAACCCAAGGAUACCAUGCGACUAGACGAGACCAUGCUGGUGAAACAGCUGCUGCCAGAGAUCUGCCACUUCAUCCACACUUACCGCGAAGGCAACCAGCACGCAGCCGAGCUGCGCAACUCCGCCUCGGGGGUUCUGUUCUCCCUUAGCUGCAACAACUUCAAUGCCGUCUUCAGCCGCAUCUCCACCAGGUUGCAGGAGCUGACUGUUUGCUCAGAAGAUAAUGCUGAUGUCCAUGAUAUUGAGCUCUUGCAGUACAUCAGUGUGGAUUGUUCCAAACUAAAGCGACUCUUGCAAGAGACUGUAUUCAAGUUUAAAGCUCUUAAGAAAGUAGCUCAGUUAGCUGUUAUCAACAGUCUUGAAAAGGCCUUUUGGAACUGGGUGGAAAACUAUCCUGAUGAAUUCACAAAGCUCUAUCAAACCCCACAGACUGAUAUGGCUGAUUGUGCUGAGAAGUUGUUUGACUUAGUGGAUGGCUUUGCUGAAAGCACAAAACGUAAAGCAGCAGUCUGGCCACUGCAAAUCAUCCUCCUGGUCCUGUGUCCAGAGAUAAUCCAAGAUAUAGCAAAGGAUGUGGUAGAGGAAACGAAAAUGAACAAGAAACUGUUCCUGGACAAUCUCAGGAAAGCUCUUGCAGGCCACGGUGGGAGCAGACAGCUGACUGAAAGUGCUGCUAUUGCUUGUGUUAAACUGUGCAAAGCCUCUACCUACAUCAACUGGGAAGAUAACUCUGUCAUUUUCCUGCUGGUGCAGUCCAUGGUAGUAGAUCUUAAGAAUUUGCUGUUUAAUCCAAGCAAACCUUUUUCAAGAGGCAAUCAAAAUGCAGAUGUAGACCUUAUGAUUGACUGCUUAGUUUCCUGCUUCCGCAUAAACCCUCACAAUAACCAACACUUUAAGAUCUGCUUGGCACAGAAUUCCCCAUCAACAUUUCAUUAUGUGCUGGUAAAUUCGCUCCACCGAAUAAUCACAAAUUCGGCACUGGAUUGGUGGCCCAAGAUUGAUGCAGUUUACUGCCACUCCAUGGAGCUGCGCAGCAUGUUCAGCGAGACCCUGCACAAAGCCAUCCAGGGCUGCGGGGCUCACCCAGCCAUCCGCAUGACUCCGAGUCUUACAUUUAAGGAAAAAAUGACAAGCCUUAAAUUUAAAGAAAAACCUACUGAUUUGGAAACCAGAAGCUACAAAUUCUUGCUGUUGUCCUUGGUGAAGCUGAUCCAUGCUGAUCCAAAGCUUUUGCUGUGUAAUCCCAGGAAGCAAGGGCCUGAGACCCAAGGCAGCACAGCUGAGCUGAUCACAGGACUUGUCCAGCUCGUUCCCCAGUCCAGCAUGCCAGACAUAGCCCAGGAAGCCAUGGAGGCCUUGCUAGUUCUUCACCAGUUAGACAGCAUUGACUUGUGGAAUCCUGAUGCACCUAUAGAAACCUUCUGGGAAAUUAGUUCACAAAUGCUUUUUUAUAUCUGCAAGAAACUCACUAGUCACCAGAUGCUCAGCAGUACAGAGAUCCUCAAGUGGCUGCGAGAGAUUCUCAUCUGUAGAAAUAAAUUUCUUCUGAAAAACAAACAAUCAGACAGGAGUUCCUGCCACUUCCUCUUCCUUUACGAUGUCUCUGGAGGUGGAACCAGUCAAAUUUCUCUUGACCACGAAGAGAUGAUCCGCUGUGCUCCAGGAGCUACCCUCAGGAAAGGGAAAGGGAAUUCUUCCAUGGAGAGCACAGCAGGAUGCAGUGGGACACCCAUUUGCCGCCAAGCCCAGACUAAGUUGGAGGUUGCCCUGUACAUGUUUCUGUGGAGCCCAGAUAUCGAGGCAGUGCUGGUGGCAAUGUCCUGUUUCCGUCACCUCUGUGAGGAAGCAGAUAUCAGAUGUGGAGUAGAUGAAGUCUCAGUGCAUAACUUUUUGCCAAACUACAACACUUUCAUGGAGUUUGCCUCCGUUAGCAAUAUGAUGUCAACAGGCAGAGCAGCUCUUCAGAAAAGAGUGAUGGCAUUGCUGAGGCGCAUUGAGCACCCAACUGCAGGCAACACAGAGGCCUGGGAGGAUACACAUGCAAAAUGGGAACAAGCUACAAAACUGAUCCUUAACUAUCCAAAGACCAAAAUGGAAGAUGGGCAGGUUACUGAAAGCCUUCACAAGACGAUUGUGAAGAGAAGGAUGUCCCACGUCAGUGGGGGAGGCUCCAUAGACUUGUCUGACACUGACUCCCUUCAGGAGUGGAUCAACAUGACAGGGUUCUUGUGUGCCCUCGGAGGGGUCUGCCUGCAGCACCGCAGCAACGCAGGGCUGGCGACCUACAGCCCCCCCAUGGGCCCUGUGAGUGAGCGCAAGGGCUCCAUGAUCUCCAUGGUGUCCACGGAGGGGAACGCAGAGACCCCUGUCAGCAAAUUCAUCGAUCGACUGCUCACCCUCAUGGUCUGCAACCACGAGAAAGUGGGCCUGCAGAUAAGGACUAACAUCAAAGACCUGGUGGGCUUGGAGCUGAGCCCAGCACUUUAUCCCAUGCUCUUUAACAAGCUGAAGAACACCAUCAGCAAGUUUUUUGAUUCUCAAGGACAGGUUUUGUUGACUGAGACCAACACACAGUUUGUAGAGCAAACCAUUGCUAUAAUGAAGAAUUUGCUUGACAAUCAUACAGAAGGGAGCUCAGAACACCUUGGACAAGCUAGUAUUGAGACAAUGAUGUUAAAUCUGGUUAGGUAUGUGCGUGUGCUUGGGAAUUUGGUCCAUGCCAUUCAAAUCAAAACUAAGCUCUGUCAGUUAGUAGAAGUAAUGAUGGAGAGGAGAGAUGACCUUUCAUUUUGCCAAGAAAUGAAAUUCAGGAACAAAAUGGUGGAGUAUUUGACAGACUGGGUCAUGGGAACCUCUAACCAAGCAACAGAUGAGGAUGUGAAAUGCUUGACAAGAGAUUUGGACCAAGCAAGCAUGGAAGCAGUGGUCUCUCUCCUUGCUGGCCUUCCACUGCAGCCUGAAGAAGGAGAUGGUGUUGAGUUGAUGGAAGCAAAAUCUCAGCUAUUUCUUAAGUAUUUCACACUGUUUAUGAACCUCCUCAAUGACUGCAGUGAAGUUGAAGAUGAAAGUGCCCAAACAGGCGGCAGGAAGCGGGGGAUGUCUCGCAGGCUGGCUUCCCUUCGGCACUGCACUGUGCUUGCCAUGUCCAACCUGCUCAACGCCAACGUGGACAGUGGCCUGAUGCACUCCAUAGGGUUGGGCUAUCAUAAAGACCUCCAAACAAGAGCUACGUUUAUGGAAGUCCUCACCAAAAUACUGCAGCAGGGAACAGAAUUUGAUACCUUAGCAGAAACAGUGCUGGCAGAUCGGUUUGAGAGAUUGGUGGAGUUGGUUACAAUGAUGGGUGAUCAGGGGGAGCUUCCUAUUGCUAUGGCUUUAGCCAAUGUGGUGCCUUGCUCUCAGUGGGAUGAGCUAGCUCGUGUCCUGGUCACACUCUUUGAUUCCCGGCACUUGCUCUACCAGCUGCUCUGGAAUAUGUUUUCCAAGGAGGUUGAACUGGCAGAUUCCAUGCAGACUCUCUUCCGAGGGAACAGCCUUGCCAGUAAAAUAAUGACUUUCUGUUUUAAGGUAUAUGGUGCUACCUAUUUGCAGAAGCUUUUGGAACCUUUAUUAAGGACUGUGAUCACAUCCUCUGAAUGGCAGCAUGUCAGCUUUGAGGUGGAUCCAACAAGGCUGGAGCCUACUGAAAGCCUUGAGGAGAACCAGAGGAGUCUCUUGCAAAUGACAGAAAAGUUUUUUCAUGCAAUCAUUAAUUCUUCUCUGGAGUUCCCACCGCAGCUGCGCAGUGUGUGCCAUUGUUUAUACCAGGCAACUUGCCACUCUCUACUGAAUAAAGCUACCGUAAAAGAAAAAAAGGAAAACAAAAAAUCAGUGGUAAGUCAGCGGUUCCCUCAGAACAGCAUCGGCGCCGUGGGCAGUGCCAUGUUCCUGCGGUUCAUCAACCCUGCCAUCGUCUCCCCCUAUGAGGCAGGCAUUCUGGACAAAAAGCCUCCACCAAGGAUUGAAAGGGGAUUGAAACUCAUGUCAAAGAUCCUUCAGAGUAUUGCCAACCACGUCCUGUUUACAAAAGAGGAGCACAUGAGGCCUUUCAAUGACUUUGUGAAAAGCAAUUUCGAUGCGGCACGAAGGUUUUUCCUGGACAUUGCCUCCGACUGCCCAGCCAGCGACACUGUCAAUCACAGCCUGUCCUUCAUCAGCGACGGCAACGUGCUGGCUCUGCACCGCCUGCUCUGGAACAACCAGGAGAAGAUUGGCCAGUACCUGUCCAGCAACAGGGACCACAAGGCUGUUGGAAGACGACCUUUUGACAAGAUGGCCACUCUGCUUGCCUACCUGGGCCCUCCUGAGCACAAACCUGUGGCAGAUACCCAUUGGUCCAGUUUAAACCUCACUAGUUCCAAGUUUGAAGAAUUUAUGACAAGGCAUCAGGUCCAUGAAAAAGAGGAGUUCAAAGCACUGAAAACAUUAAAUAUUUUCUACCAAGCUGGGACAUCCAAAGCUGGCAAUCCUGUUUUCUACUACAUUGCACGGCGAUUCAAGACUGGUCAGAUCAAUGGAGAUCUGCUGAUCUACCACGUGCUGCUGACUCUGAAGCCAUACUAUGCAAAGCCAUACGAGAUCGUGGUGGACCUCACCCAUGCUGGCCCCAGUAACCGCUUUAAAACAGACUUUCUUUCCAAAUGGUUUGUAGUUUUUCCAGGCUUUGCUUAUGAAAAUGUCUCAGCAGUUUUUAUUUAUAACUGUAACUCUUGGGUCAGAGAAUACACCAAAUACCAUGAAAGGCUCUUGACAGGUUUGAAAGGCAGCAAAAGGCUUAUUUUCAUAGACUCUCCAGGGAAACUGGCAGAGCACAUCGAACAUGACCAGCAGAAACUCCCAGCAGCUACCUUGGCUUUGGAGGAAGACUUGAAAGUGUUUCACAAUGCUCUCAAACUGGCUCACAAAGACACCAAAGUUUCUAUUAAAGUUGGGUCGACAGCCGUGCAGGUGACAUCAGCAGAACGAACCAGAGUGCUGGGGCAAACGGUGUUCUUGAACGACAUCUACUACGCCUCUGAGAUUGAGGAGAUCUGCCUGGUUGAUGAGAACCAGUUCACCUUGACCAUUGCCAACCAAGGCACCCCACUCACCUUCAUGCACCAGGAGUGUGAAGCCAUCGUGAGGUCCAUCAUUCACAUACGGACACGGUGGGAGCUGUCACAGCCAGACUCCAUCCCCCAGCACACGAAAAUCCGUCCCAAGGACGUCCCUGGGACGCUGCUGAAUAUUGCGCUGCUCAACCUGGGAAGCUCAGACCCCAGUUUGCGGUCUGCCGCCUAUAAUCUUCUUUGUGCCUUAACCUGUACCUUUAAUUUAAAGAUUGAGGGCCAGUUACUGGAAACUUCAGGUCUGUGUAUUCCUGCCAACAACACUCUAUUUAUUGUGUCCAUCAGUAAGACUCUUGCAGCUAAUGAACCACACCUCACCUUAGAGUUCUUGGAAGAGUGCAUUUCUGGAUUUAGCAAAUCUAGUAUUGAGCUGAAACACCUCUGUCUGGAGUAUAUGACCCCCUGGCUGUCCAACCUGGUCCGGUUCUGCAAGCACAAUGACGAUGCGAAGCGGCAGCGGGUCACAGCUAUCCUUGAUAAGCUUAUCACCAUGACAAUUAAUGAGAAACAGAUGUAUCCUUCCAUCCAGGCAAAGAUCUGGGGAAGUCUGGGACAGAUAACAGAUCUCCUUGACGUAGUGCUGGACAGUUUCAUCAAAACCAGUGCCACAGGGGGCUUAGGAUCCAUAAAAGCUGAGGUUAUGGCAGACACAGCUGUAGCACUUGCUUCUGGAAAUGUAAAGUUGGUGUCAAGCAAAGUGAUUGGGAGGAUGUGUAAAAUAAUCGACAAGACCUGCCUGUCUCCGACUCCCACCCUGGAGCAGCACCUGAUGUGGGAUGAUAUUGCUAUUCUAGCACGUUACAUGCUGAUGCUCUCCUUCAACAAUUCUCUGGAUGUGGCAGCACAUCUCCCCUACCUCUUCCAUGUGGUAACUUUACUGGUGGCCACUGGUCCCCUUUCUCUCAGAGCUUCCACUCACGGUCUCGUCAUCAACAUCAUUCAUUCUCUUUGCACUUGUUCGCAGCUCCACUUCAGUGAGGAGACCAAGCAAGUUUUAAGGCUGAGCUUGACUGAGUUCUCUCUGCCCAAAUUUUAUUUGCUGUUUGGAAUCAGCAAAGUGAAGUCAGCUGCAGUCAUCGCCUUCCGAUCCAGCUACCGCGACAGGUCCUUCUCCCCUGGCUCCUAUGAGAGGGAGACUUUUGCACUGACUUCCUUGGAAACUGUCACUGAGGCUUUGUUGGAGAUCAUGGAGGCCUGUAUGAGGGAUAUUCCAACCUGCAAGUGGCUGGACCAGUGGACUGAACUAGCUCAAAAGUUUGCAUUCCAGUACAACCCCUCCCUGCAGCCCAGAGCCCUGGUUGUGUUUGGCUGUAUAAGCAAACGAGUCUCCCAUGGACAAAUCAAACAAAUCAUCCGAAUCCUCAGCAAGGGACUUGAGAGCUGUUUAAAAGGCCCUGAUAAUUACAACAGCCAAGUUCUAAUAGAAGCUACAGUUAUAGCACUCACCAAGCUGCAGCCUCUUCUUAAUAAGGACUCCCCUAUGCACAAGGCUCUCUUUUGGGUGGCAAUGGCAGUGCUGCAGCUGGAUGAGGUGAACUUGUACUCAGCAGGCACAGCACUGCUGGAGCAGAAUCUGCACACCUUGGACAGCCUGAGGGUCUUCAACGACAAGAGCCCAGAAGAGGUGUUCAUGGAGAUCAGGAGGCCACUGGAAUGGCACUGCAAGCAGAUGGAUCACUUUGUUGGGCUAAACUUCAACUCCAACUUUAACUUUGCACUAGUGGGACACCUCCUGAAAGGGUACAGGCAUCCUUCUCCUACCACUGUAGCAAGAACAGUGAGGAUUUUACAUACACUACUGGCUCUGGUUAACAAACACAGGAACUGUGACAAGUUUGAGGUGAACACCCAGAGCGUGGCUUACCUGGCAGCUCUGCUGACAGUGUCUGAGGAAGUCCGAAGCCGCUGCAGCCUGAAGCACAGAAAGUCUCUCUUGCUGACAGAUAUUUCAGUGGAGAAUGUUCCUAUGGAUACAUAUCCCAUACAUCACAGUGACACUAGCUAUAGGACACUAAAGGAAAACCAACCCUGGUCAUCACCAAAGGGGUCAGACAGACUGGCUGCCAGUUACCCGACAGUGGGACAGAUAAGCCCUCGAACACGAAAAUCCAUGAGUUUGGAUAUGGGGCAGCCUUCACAAGCCAACACUAAAAAGCUUCUAGGUACAAGGAAAAGUUUUGACCAUUUGAUAUCGGACACAAAGGCUCCUAAAAGGCAAGACAUGGAAUCUGGAAUCACAACGCCUCCCAAAAUGAGGAGAGUAGCCGAAAAUGAUUAUGAAAUGGAAACCCAGAGGAUAUCACCGCAGCAGCACCCACAUCUUCGGAAGGUUUCUGUUUCUGAGUCAAAUGUCCUCCUGGACGAAGAAGUUCUGACUGACCCCAAAAUUCAAGCACUGCUGCUUACAGUUCUUGCGACCUUAGUGAAGUACACUACAGACGAGUUCGACCAGCGGAUCCUCUAUGAGUACUUAGCAGAAGCCAGUGUUGUCUUCCCAAAGGUCUUUCCUGUUGUGCAUAAUUUAUUGGAUUCCAAGAUCAAUACCCUUUUAUCGCUGUGCCAGGAUCCAAAUCUGCUGAAUCCAAUCCAUGGGAUUGUGCAGAGUGUUGUCUACCAUGAAGAGUCUCCACCCCAGUACCAAACUUCUUACCUGCAGAGUUUUGGAUUUAAUGGGUUGUGGAGGUUUGCUGGCCCAUUUUCAAAGCAAACACAAAUCCCAGACUAUGCUGAGCUCAUAGUGAAGUUCCUAGAUGCCUUGAUUGACACAUAUUUGCCUGGAAUCGAUGAGGAGACCAGCGAAGAAUCUCUGCUGACUCCCACAUCUCCGUACCCUCCCGCAGUGCAGAGCCAGCUCAGCAUUACUGCUAACCUGAACCUCUCCAAUUCCAUGACCUCACUUGCAACCUCCCAGCACUCCCCAGGGAUCGACAAGGAGAACGUGGAGCUCUCGCCCACGGCCGGACACUCCAACAGCGGGAGGAUGCGGCACGGCUCUGCCAGCCAGGUGCAGAAGCAGCGCAGUGCCGGCAGCUUCAAACGCCACAGCAUCAAGAAGAUCGUCUGA
This is a messenger RNA of Indicator indicator, 8499 nucleotides long. It is a transcript of the gene NF1, whose product is annotated as neurofibromin 1. Bases 1 to 8499 code for a protein of 2832 amino acids. The transcript has 58 exons. NCBI's taxonomy places the organism in Eukaryota, Metazoa, Chordata, Aves, Piciformes, Indicatoridae. The record is from RefSeq and is a predicted model, not a curated record. Gene Ontology annotation, biological process: regulation of GTPase activity.